UUCUUAGCAACAGGGAGAGGACGCCAUAAUUUUACAAGGGACAAAAUGACAGGAGAGAACGAAACUGUUACAAUGGAUCCACCACAUGUGUAUGUGGAACGGACAUUAGCAAUUAUCAAACCAGAUGCAGUUCAUAAGGCAGAAGAAAUUGAAGAUAUAAUUUUGAGAUCAGGAUUUUCCAUUUUACAGAAAAGAAGGGUCCAUUUAACACCUGAACAAGCUAGUGAUUUUUAUGCUGAACAUUUUGGAAAAUUUGCAUUUACAAGUUUGGUAGCUUACAUGAGCAGUGGUCCAAUGAUAGCACUAGUUCUAGCACGUGAUCAGGCUAUAUCAUAUUGGAAAGAAUUAAUAGGACCUACUAAUUCUGUAAAGGCAAAACAGACACACCCUGACUGUUUGAGAGCUAUAUAUGGUGCAGAUGAUCAGAAAAAUGCAUUACAUGGGAGUGACACUUUUUCAGCGGCAGAGAGGGAAAUAAGAUUCUUUUUUGCAGACAGUGUAAUAGAACCAGUCCAGACAGGCCAAGCUGCAAAAGAUUACUUGUCCAAAUCUGUAAAUCCAACAUUACUGAAAGGUCUGACAGAAUUAUGUAAACAGAAACCAAUAGAUCCUGUGAUCUGGCUUGCAGAUUGGUUGCUUGAAAAUAAUCCAAAUAAACCCAAAGUUCGACAGCAAGUGGAAGAAUUAUGAACUUUAUUGACAUUUACUCCCUUGUAUAUAUACAUUUGUAAAUAAAAAAAAUUAAAAUUA
Molecule: messenger RNA, 750 nt
Organism: Mytilus californianus (California mussel)
Lineage: Eukaryota; Metazoa; Mollusca; Bivalvia; Mytilida; Mytilidae
Product: nucleoside diphosphate kinase homolog 5-like
Exons: 5
Coding region: 46-690 (214 amino acids)
Biological process (GO): GTP biosynthetic process; UTP biosynthetic process; CTP biosynthetic process
Molecular function (GO): nucleoside diphosphate kinase activity
Source: RefSeq, a predicted model, not a curated record